This is a messenger RNA of Amoebophrya sp. A120, 163 nucleotides long. The record is from the annotation of a GenBank genome assembly. Lineage: Eukaryota; Dinophyceae; Syndiniales; Amoebophryaceae.
AUCCUGGCCGCUGGGCUACUUCGGCGCCCCGAAAUUACGAAUCAGGCCCAAUGUUUUGGCCUUCGCUUUGCCUCCUUUGUAUAGCAAAUUUGCGCGGCCUUUUCUGGGCGUGUCGCAUAGCUGCCGAGCCUAUCCCGAGGGCCGCCCUGUUUGGGAAGCGCGA